AGUGAAGCAGAAUCUAACGCGUCCUCUAAUUGGUCUAAUUUGGCGUCACAAGUUAUUUGAAUCAAUCUGAUUGGACAGUGUGAUAGAAAUUGUGGCGCUAACGACGGCGCAAGCACCCGAAGCAAGCUGAAGCCGUAGGUACCAUCAUCGCUGCUCGAAGCCAACCUUCCGCAGUCCGCAGCCCCAAACAUUGAUCCUAUUAUAUGGAAAAUCAUCACAGCUUUUUAGCCAAACUUAUAAAUGGUGCUAUUGCUGGAGUGGUCGGCGUUGCAUGCACCUUCCCAUUGGAUUUGUGUAAAACAAGACUACAGGAUCAAAGACAUCUUGGGGCUCAAAAGCACUACAAAAACUUAGCGGACUGUCUAUGGAAAGUGGCAAGAGCAGAAGGGGUGAGAGGUUUAUACAAAGGCAUAGGAGUAAAUUUGUUACUCAUAAACCCGGAAAAGGCAUUGAAACUUGCUGUAAACGACCAGCUAAGACAGAUGUAUGGUGGAAGAAGACACACCCUUCCCUUGAGCAAAGAGAUGAUCGCUGGUGGAGCUGCUGGGUUUUGUCAGGUGGUCAUUACCACACCGAUGGAAAUGCUCAAAAUACAGCUUCAGUUGGCUGGAUCACAAACAACAGCUCCCCGGAUAGCCAACUCAACUACCACUGUGGCGGCGGCGAGCUCAAACGUUAGGACGUUCGGCACCAAUUCAAGCACAGCCCCCCAAUCCGCCCUAAGAAUAGCACAUGACCUGAUGAGGAGCAAGGGUAUAAGUGGCAUUUACAGAGGACUUGGCGCCACAUUACUGAGGGACGUGCCGUUUUCCUGCAUCUACUUUCCUCUGUUUGCCUAUCUCAGACUUGAGUUUCAGGGAGAUGGGACACACAACCAUGCCCCAGGGCCACUACAAUCUUUGAUGGCAGGGUGUACUGCUGCUAUGAUAGGAAGUGCAGCUGUCACUCCAUUGGAUGUGAUCAAAACAAGGCUCCAGGUGAUAAGAACAGGAGGAGAAGCUGCCUACAACAGUCUGUGGGACUGCGUUCAAAGAACCUACGUAAAUGAGGGGAUAAGCGCAUUUUAUAAGGGAGUGGUGCCAAGGAUGAUCGUAAUUGCACCGUUGUUUGGGAUUGCCCAGAUGGUAUACUUCUUGGGAGUGGCUGAAAAAAUAUUGGGACUUGAAGCGGGAGAAAUUUGAGCUAGAUGGCUAUAAAAAAAUAAAGCUAACGGUUCAUGUAAAUAAAAGAACAAUCAAGAACGAGUUGGGGCAUGAGUCAACUUCAUGCGUACACAGAAAAAAGGGACAACGAUUUCGUGUAAAUACUAAAGGCUCAAAGCUUUUUGAAAAUUCACUAGACUUCUGUCAAAGGUGUAGGGUAAUGUAACCAGUAUUUAUUAACAUGUAGUAUUAUAAUUCCGCUCUCGAAGAUUUUACGAAUCAGAUCUGUCCAAAUUAUGUGACAGUGGUAAAUUGUAGCUGGUUUCUAAAGCUUGCACGAGUAACAGAGAAAGGUUAAAACCGUCUGAUGAGAAUUUGCAGAGAACUUCAUAGGAAUAUGUGACAGGUAUCUUUGACAGUCUAUAAAAUAGACGUCAAUAUCUCAUCUUCACAUGGCAGUAGGAUAAAAAUAAACAGUUGAAAAUGAAUGGCA
Pocillopora damicornis (cauliflower coral) is the source of this 1635-nucleotide messenger RNA. RefSeq names its product mitochondrial glutamate carrier 2. Gene Ontology annotation, biological process: L-glutamate transmembrane transport; aspartate transmembrane transport; malate-aspartate shuttle. Gene Ontology annotation, molecular function: L-aspartate transmembrane transporter activity; L-glutamate transmembrane transporter activity. The record is from RefSeq and is a predicted model, not a curated record. NCBI's taxonomy places the organism in Eukaryota, Metazoa, Cnidaria, Anthozoa, Scleractinia, Pocilloporidae.